Molecule: messenger RNA, 912 nt
Organism: Danio rerio (zebrafish)
Lineage: Eukaryota; Metazoa; Chordata; Actinopteri; Cypriniformes; Danionidae
Gene: dtd1
Product: D-aminoacyl-tRNA deacylase 1
Biological process (GO): aminoacyl-tRNA metabolism involved in translational fidelity; tRNA metabolic process
Cellular component (GO): cytoplasm
Molecular function (GO): D-aminoacyl-tRNA deacylase activity; aminoacyl-tRNA deacylase activity; Gly-tRNA(Ala) deacylase activity
Source: RefSeq, marked validated
CACGUGAUUGAUUGGAGACCAAAACAAUGAAGGCGAUCAUUCAAAGAGUAACAAGAGCGAGCGUAACAGUUGGAGAGGAGCAGAUCAGCUCCAUCGGCAGAGGACUCUGUGUUUUACUCGGCAUCUCAGUGGAGGACACUCAGAAGGAUGUGGACUACAUGGUUCGCAAGAUUCUGAACUUGCGUGUUUUUGAGGAUGAGAACGGCCGUGCCUGGAGCCGCAGUGUGAUGGACGGGGAGCUGGAGGUGCUGUGUGUGAGUCAGUUCACUCUGCAGUGUCUCCUCAAGGGAAACAAACCUGACUAUCACGCUGCCAUGCCUGCUGAACUGGCACAACCCUUCUACAACAACAUGCUGGAGCAGCUUAGAGAAACCUACAAACCAGAACUCAUUAAAGACGGGCAGUUUGGAGCAAAAAUGCAGGUGCUGAUUCAAAACGACGGACCUGUGACCAUUCAGCUGGAGUCUCCUCCUGCCCCUACAGACCCCAAACUGCUGUCCAAACAAGAGAAGCAACAGCAGAGGAAAGAGAAAACACGGUCAAAAGGGCCGUCCGACUCAAGCAGAGAGAAGGCAGCGCAACGGUCAAAAGUAGAUCCCAGCGCCAGCAGCGGAGCCGAGGGAGACGUGUCUUCUGAACGAGAACCAUAGACAAACUCACGGAUGGGUUCAGCUUUUAGAGGACUGCUGGUUUCUUUCUGUCCCCCUCAAAUGUCCAUAUUAAUGCCCAUUCUUAUCUUCUUCUGAAGCUUGGAUUGUAUAUAAACUCAAGAACAAGUGGCAGCUCCACAAACACCCGUGGACAAAAGACUCAGGCACAUCUGAAUGUUUACAAUGACAUCUUAUUUAUUAAAUGUAUACAUCUCUGUGAUGUGUUUUAAUAAAAAUUAAGAAAAAAAAAACAAUUGGAAAA